Messenger RNA from Alexandromys fortis (reed vole), 1271 nucleotides. It is a transcript of the gene Arr3, whose product is annotated as arrestin 3. The record is from RefSeq and is a predicted model, not a curated record. Lineage: Eukaryota; Metazoa; Chordata; Mammalia; Rodentia; Cricetidae. Gene Ontology annotation, biological process: G protein-coupled receptor internalization; visual perception; signal transduction. Gene Ontology annotation, molecular function: G protein-coupled receptor binding.
AUGUCCACAGUGUUUAGGGAGACUAGCUCCAGUGGGAAGCUUUCCCUGUCAGGGAAAUGAGGCUUCGUGGAUGAUUUGGACAUGAUGGAGCCCAUUGAUGGAGCAAUCCUUGUUGACCCCGAGUACUUAAAAGGUUGAAAGAUGUUUGUCAUGUUGACAUGUGCUUUUUACUAUGGCUGUGAUGACUUGGAUGUGAUUGGUCUGAUACGCGAAGAUCUCUAUGUACAGGCCAAGCAAGUGGCUCCAGCUGAAUCAAGCAGCACCCAGGGCCCCCUCACAGCCUUACAGCUUCUGCACAAACUUGGGCCUUUCACACUCCAGAUGGUUGCUACCCUGCCCUAUUCGGUGACACCACCUAGGCCUGAAAAUUCAGGAAAGCUGUGUGGGGUGGACUUUGAAGUGAAGAAUUUCUUUGCAGAAAAUCUGAAUGAGAAAAUCCCUAAGAGCGCGCCCCGCCCCAUUCGCAGCUUCUUCUCAUCAGCUCAACCCCAACAACUCUGGAUGGACAGGGAGGUUCACUAUGGAGAAGCUAUUUCUGUUGUUUCUAUCAACAACUGUACCAACAAGGUCAUCUAAAGAAUCAAGAUUGCAGGGUCACGGACCUUGGCAGUAACUCCACUCCUGGCUGCCUACUACCAGAAACAGGGCCUGGCACUGGAUGGCAAACUCAAGCUCGAAGGCACCAAUCUGGCCUCUAGUACAAUUUUUCAACCUGGAAUGAACAAGGAGAUGGUAUCCUACAAAGUUAGAGUCAACCUGCUGGUGUCCUAUGUUGGGGUGUGUGUGAAGAUUUCCAGUUGGUCUAGGCAGGGGUAGAUAGGAUGUCUAGGUUUUCAGGGGACAUAUAGGUGAGGGGAGACCCAGAAAAAAAAGGAGGGAGAAGAGCAAAGAAAUUUCCUCACGGGACUGCAGAGCCAUUUUGUGUCCCUCUCCAUCCUUGCAAGGUGGUUACCAGGUAAGUCAGUAUGAGGCUUGGAAGCCUAUCCCACCCCCUUGCCUACUGCUGUUUUAUGAUGGAAUUUUUAAAAGCUUCCUCUAAGUGUCGCUUUCAAGACUGAACCGGAAGCAUGGUCUAGCUUCACGUCACAGCCUGGUGCUUUCUACAGCCCUGUUUUCUGUCUCCCUGCCUGUCAGCCGGUGAUCUUCUUGGAAUUGUUUUUCCCCUCAUCCCUUCCAUUCUCUUCUUUCCCUUCAAAAACCCAUUCUGCUGUUUUCUUUAUAAUCCCAUACCCACUGGCAAAACUGGGCUGGUUGCCCCUUCUCUAUUUUAA